Messenger RNA from Dovyalis caffra, 2796 nucleotides. The record is from the annotation of a GenBank genome assembly. NCBI's taxonomy places the organism in Eukaryota, Viridiplantae, Streptophyta, Magnoliopsida, Malpighiales, Salicaceae.
AUGGCAGAGUCAGCAAUUAGUCUUGUUAUUAACAAGUUGGUUCCAUUGCUAACUCAAGAGGUGGAUCUAUUGAAAGGUGUCCAUAAAGAAGUUGAAGAAAUCAAAGACGAUCUGGAAGCCAUCAGAGCUUUCUUAAAAGAUGCAGAUUCAAAGGCAGAGAAAGAAGGUGUCAGCAACAGUGUUCAAGUAUGGGUAAAGCAAGCAAGGGAAGUAGCUUAUCAAAUUGAAGAUGUCGUUGAUGAAUACAUACUUCACAUGGCACGUCAUCGUGAUCGACGUGGAUUUGAGGGCUUUUUACAUAGGAUGUCUUCCUUAGUUACGAAAUGGAAGCCACGCCACGAGAUAGCAUCAAAGAUUCAGGAUGUUAGGAAAGGUCUUCAAAAUAUCAAGGAGAGAAGUGGAGCAUUCCAGUUCAUUUCUUCAGAGCAAGGAGUAUCAAGUGACCAUGCAAGAAACAUUAUAUUGCAUGACCCCCGACUAUGUUCUCUUUCCAUUGAAGAAGCAGAGCUUGUCGGCACUGAAUCUUCGAGAGAUGAAUUGAUAAGGCACUUGGUAAGUGGAGAAUCUCACAGGAGUGUGAUAUCAGUGGUUGGAGUUGGGGGAGUUGGCAAAACCACUAUUGCAAGGAAAGUAUAUGACAAUCAUCAGGUGGAAGGUCACUUUCGAUGCCGUGCUUGGAUCACCGUGACUCGAGAUUAUGAUAGAAAGGAGCUACUAAGGAGUUUACUAAACAAGUUCUAUCAAGGAGAAGAGGAAGUCCUUCCUCAAAGCAUUGCCACGAUGGAUGAUUCAUCAUUAAUUUGUAAGCUUGGAGAAUAUUUACAGCCAAAACGGUAUUUAGUUGUAUUUGAUGAUGUAUGGGAUGUUGGCUUUUGGGGAGCUGUGGAGCACGCCCUGUUAUUUAACGAUAAUGGGAGUAGAAUAUUGAUCACAACAAGAAAUAAGGAUGUUGCUACCUUUUGCAGGAGUUCUUCAUUGGUUCAUGUCCAUCAGAUGGAACCUCUGCCUCAACAGGAGUCAUGGAAUCUGUUUUGCAAGAAGGCAUUCAAGUUUGAUUUUGAAGGGACAUGUCCGGAAGAGUUGGAAGAAUUGUCACUCAACAUUGUUCGAAGAUGUGGAGGACUGCCACUGGCAAUUGUGGCUGUUGGUGGACUUCUAGCAACCAAAGAAAAGGUGGUUCUAGAAUGGAAAAAAUUGCUGGAUAGCCUUGGUUCUGCAUUGACGAGUAACCCACAUCUUGUGAAUAUCACAAAAAUUCUCUCUCUCAGUUAUAGUGAUCUACCUCACCACCUCAAAUUUUGUUUCUUAUACUUUGGCAUGUUUCCGGUGCAUUUCUCAAUUAGACGCGGAAGGUUACUGCGAUUAUGGAUAGCUGAUGGUUUUGUACAAGAAAAACAAGGCAUGACAUUAGAAGAGGUUGCAGAGGAAUACUUAACUGAACUUACUGAUCGAAGUUUGGUUCUAGUGGAUGAAGUUAGCAAGAUAGGAAUUGACAAACUCUGUCGAGUUCACGAUUUGGUACGUGAGGUCAUUCUUUCUAAGGAAGAAGAAUUGAGUUUGUGCCGUGUUUCAGGUAAUUGCUCCACAUUUGAAGGCAGAGGUAGACACAUUUCUCUAAGCAACAGAGAAAAUGUCAAUCCGAAGAGCAGCACCAAGUCUCAGACACGGUCUAUUAUGGUUUUCAACGGACAGGAGCUCCAAAAGGCCAUAAUUGAUACGAUAUUUGGAAAAUGCAAACUUUUGACCACAUUAGAUUUUGAAGACUGUCCAAUUGAUCACAUUCCCAAAGAAUUGGGAAAUUUGCUGCAUCUGAAGUAUUUCAACUUAAGAAAUACUGAAGUGUCAAAAAUUCCAAAAUCAAUUGGAAAGCUGCAAAAUCUAGAGUACUUAGAUUUGAGUUAUUCUCUAGUGGAAGAGUUGCUAGUUGACAUUAAUAGAUUUCCUAAAUUGCGAUAUCUUUAUGGUUCUUCUAAAAAGGGUUUGGGGUUGAAGAUACGUGGUAGCAUUAAGCAUUUACAGUUCUUACAAAUUCUGUUUAGAAUUAGAAUUAGAGAUAAAGAUGAUUUGAGAUUAAUUAAUGAGCUAGGAAUGCUGAAGCAGUUGAGGAAAUUGGGGAUAUAUGAUUUGGAAAGAGAAAACGGAAGGGAUCUAUGCACUGCAUUAGAGAAAAUGAGUUUCCUGCAAACAUUAUAUGUAAGUUCAAUCAAUUACGAGAGUGACAUUGUUGAUGUGCAAUCACUAUCUCCUUCUUCUCUCAACCUUCAAUCUCUCACGCUUUGGGGACAAUUAGAAAGAAUGCCAGAUUGGAUUUCCAAAUUACACGAUCUAUCUAAAUUGAGAUUGUGUUAUUCGAGAUUGAUGGAUGAUCCGAUUGAAGUCCUCCAAGAUCUGCCUAAUUUAAAAAUACUUCUGCUAGUUUGUGGAUACAAUGGAGAGAAGCUGCAAUUUAACGAAGGAAGGUUUCAAAAGCUCAAGGUGCUAAGUACUGUAGCCUUGAAUAAUUUGACUACAGUAAUAAUAGAUGAAGGAGCGAUGCCUUUUCUUGAAAGGCUGUACAUGGAAUCAUGCCCACAGUUGAAGGAGGUGCCGUCUGGAAUUCAGCACUUGAAACACCUCAAACGACUAUGUUUUGGUGGGAUGUCAAAAGAGUUCAAUCAAAGGUUGUCAUGUAAUGAUGGGGAAGACUACUGGAUAGUGAAGCAUGUGCCAUUUCUCCGACAUGGCUCUACAUACGAACUCGACGGUGAAGGAUCAUAUGGAGCAGCAGUGAACAGAUACUAUGGGUUGGCUGAAUAA